AUGGAGGUUGUGAUGAAGAGGCCGCUUGUAACAAAGAAAGAGCUGAAGAAUGAAGCAGAUGGAGGUGGAGAAGCUAAUGGAGAGCGGUUCGUAAAAGUUGAGGUGUCACCAGCAAAAACAGUUGAAAAGUCAUCUGCCAACACUUCAUCCAGACCAUCUUCAAACUCAAAAGAUUCAUCCACAAUCAGCCAGGAAGAUCAAAUAGAAUCAACAAAAGCAGAAAUAGGGGAGGUUAAAGAAGAGAAUCAAAGGCUGAAGAACUUAUUAUCACAAAUAGUGAAAGAUUAUCAGUCUCUUCAGAUGCACUUCUUUGACAUAGUGAAACAAGAACAACCUAACUUAGUUAAAAAUUCACCAGCAAACGAGCUGACAGCCAUUUCACAUGAAUCAGAAGAAACUGAGCUUGUUUCUCUCAGGCUUGGGAUGAACACAGUUGCUAGACACAAGAAGCUUGAAGAGAAGAUGAUGAUGAAAACAAAUACUAAAAGUAAAGAAGAUGGUCAUGUUGAAGAAGAAGAAGAAGAAGGGUUGACUUUAGGUUUAGACUGCAAGUUUGAAGGAUAUGAUGAUAAAAAUAAUGAGUAUAGAGACCUUGCAUCAAACCCUAGUUCUGAUGAUAGUAUUGAGGAGAUCAAAGAUGAGGCUGGUAAGUCUUGUCCUCCAAACAAAAUAUUGAAGAAUUUGAGAUCUGGAGAUGAUGAAGUCUUGCAACAAACACAUGCUAAGAAAGCAAGGGUAUCUGUGAGAGUGAGAUGCCAAACUCCGACGAUGAAUGAUGGAUGUCAAUGGAGGAAGUAUGGGCAGAAGAUUGCGAAGGGGAAUCCAUGCCCAAGAGCUUAUUAUCGAUGCACGGUUGCACCAGCUUGUCCCGUGAGGAAGCAGGUGCAAAGAUGUGCUGUCGACAUGUCGAUUUUAAUCACUACAUAUGAAGGAAAUCACAACCACCCUCUUCCAAUGUCAGCCACUGCCAUGGCCUCCACCACCUCUGCCGCCGCCUCUAUGCUAAUCACCGGCUCUUCCUCCUCCCAUUCCUCUGGCAUUCCGGCCGCCUUCCCUUCUUCUACUCCUCCGAUCAUCACCGGCAUCAAUUCCGGUCUCCACAACCUCAACUUCAGCCUAUCAAAUAACCCAAGAUCAACAACACCUUUCUAUCUCCCAAACACCACAAUCUCUCCUUCCCCUUCCUACUCCACAAUCACUCUUGACCUCACCACUCCACCUUCUUCAACCACCCAAACCUCCCAAUUCAAUAAAUUCUCUCCCAUGUCUAAUUCAAGCUCAAGCUUCAGCAUAUCUAUGCCAUCUUCAUGGAGCAGUAGAACAGGGUACAUGAGUUGUGCAGCUCUUGACCAAUCCUACAAACCAAAUUAUCCACAGGAUUCUUUCUACCAAUCUUAUAUUCAGAAUUCAGCUCCCACGUCAUCUAUGACGCAAAACUUUUGUACUGAUUCGAUAGCAAAGGCAAUCACUUCUGAUCCCAGCUUCCAAUCAGUGCUACAGGCAGCUAUUACAUCUUAUGUUGGAGCAAGUGGAAGCCAAAGUGGUGAAGUUGCUCAUCAUGGACAGAGCUAUGGUGGUAAAGACAACACAACAGCCUCCAACUUGUUUGGGUUAAGUGUUCCUUCAAGCUCCAGUGCUCAACAAGGAAGUUUAAUGGCGGUGUCAAGCUCCAAGAGUACAGCCUCUGCAUCACCAGUGGAUAUUAGCUGGGAUAACAAGAAGUGAAUUGCUUAUGGUUACUUAACGCAGAUCAAUUUAACCAUAUUGAAUUUUUUUUUUCUUUAAUUGUCACCGUUGAAACUGGAUGGAGUUGGAGGAUGUUGUAAAUAUUGAAAUUAAUUGGUGUCAUGGGAGAUAAAUUUUGUUGAAUAUUUGGGGUCCAUUAAAUAUGUUCAGAUUGC
Phalaenopsis equestris is the source of this 1901-nucleotide messenger RNA. Its product is annotated as probable WRKY transcription factor 72. The transcript is spliced from 6 exons. Gene Ontology annotation, biological process: regulation of DNA-templated transcription. NCBI's taxonomy places the organism in Eukaryota, Viridiplantae, Streptophyta, Magnoliopsida, Asparagales, Orchidaceae. Gene Ontology annotation, molecular function: sequence-specific DNA binding; DNA-binding transcription factor activity. The record is from RefSeq and is a predicted model, not a curated record. The coding region runs from base 1 to 1725 and encodes 574 amino acids.